Suricata suricatta (meerkat) is the source of this 3679-nucleotide messenger RNA. It is a transcript of the gene MMGT1, whose product is annotated as membrane magnesium transporter 1. The record is from RefSeq and is a predicted model, not a curated record. Gene Ontology annotation, cellular component: early endosome; Golgi apparatus; EMC complex. The coding region runs from base 223 to 756 and encodes 177 amino acids. NCBI's taxonomy places the organism in Eukaryota, Metazoa, Chordata, Mammalia, Carnivora, Herpestidae. The transcript is spliced from 5 exons.
UCGCGGUCACUCGCGGACCUUAUUCCGCGUCGCUGUGCCCUUCUUCCCGGCAUUCCUGCUUCCGCUUUCUCACGGCUCUUCGGCUUUUCCACCUCUGAGACGUUUCGCGCCCAGGGGCUCGGUGACGUCAUCUCUCUGCGCUGCGCGGACACCCGCCGGUGGAAGAAGGAAAAGCUCCGCCGCCCUUCGCCUCUUUUGUUGGGCUGCCGCUGCUCCGGAAUCAUGGCGCCGUCGCUAUGGAAGGGGCUGGUGGGCGUCGGCCUCUUCGCCCUAGCCCACGCGGCCUUUUCCGCGGCUCAGCAUCGUUCUUAUAUGCGAUUAACAGAAAAGGAAGAUGAAUCACUGCCAAUAGAUAUAGUUCUUCAGACACUUCUGGCCUUUGCGGUGACCUGUUAUGGUAUAGUUCAUAUUGCAGGGGAGUUUAAAGACAUGGAUGCCACUUCAGAACUAAAAAAUAAACUCUCUCUCUAUGGAUGUAUCUCGCUGGGAAAGAAGAAAGGAUACUCUACUAUCACCACCCACUGUAGUUCUUACGAAGAGUCUACCAAGAAUCUCAGGCAAAGGGCCAGGAAAGAAGUAAAACAGAAUGGCAUUAAGACAUUUGACACAUUAAGGAAUCACCCAUCAUUUUAUGUUUUUAAUCAUCGUGGUCGAGUGCUAUUCCGGCCUUCAGAUACAACAAACUCCUCAAAUCAAGAUGCGUUAUCCUCUAAUACAUCAUUGAAGCUACGAAAACUUGAAUCACUGCGUCGUUAAGAUUUUUACAAAUUAUAAUAACAGGACAGGACACAGAGUUGGAAUAUUGGAGUUUGGGGUAUAAAACACUCCCCCCAUCAUCAGUAUUUAUAUUAUAUUGAUUUUUUUCAGACAUAACUAAAAAGAGUUCUAUGGCCCUUGUUUGUACACUGUUAUCAAAUCAUUAAUGGAGUAUAACUUAUCUGUGAAAUGAGUUAUUGAUCUUUCAUAGAAUUUUUUCCAUUUAAAAGAAAUUCAUAUCUUUUGUAAAAGUCCCUGUUUUGAACACAUUUCUUUGAAAAGUGUUGAUGAAUUUGUAACUAUUUAUUUUCUUAGAUUUCUUUUCUUUUGCACUUGAGUUUUUGGGAUCCUUUUGGCAAUAAUGUGACUACUGCAUUUUGCAGCAUGAAUGAUAGUAAACAGGUCUUGGGUACUUAACUGCAAAUGGACUUCUCUCAAGAGACCAAAACAGUGAUUUGUCCGUUUUUCUGAUGCCCCGCCCCCCCCCAACAGUGGCUCUGCCUCAGCAGAUACAUGCCAGUUUUUAAUUUCUCACGACUUCUCAGCCCACCCCACUCCCAUAUACCUCCCCACGUCAGCUGUCUUGUGCCGUCACUUCUCUGGGGCUCUGUGUGCAGUGAGCAAUUCUUGUGUCCGAAAUCCUUUGUCUUAAAUAGGUUUAACAAAUUCAACUUGCCGUAAACCUACUUGUGUUCCCUUCAUUUAUCUGUCAGAAAUUUCCCUAACUGAUUAUGUAGCUUAAGGAUAGUUGCAGAUAGACCAAAAAGACCAUUCAUAAUGUCAUCGAUUAUCCUGCCUGUGUAGAAGAGUAGCAAUCAUGGAAGAAAGCUGAUGACUUGUCAUUAGCCAGUUUAACUUAUUCAGAGACGCUGUUAUUUUAUUGCAUACUAAACUAGCAAAUCAGUAAAACCUAGAGGAAAAGUCUCGUCAUUCUUACCCAACCGAGGUAGACUUAAAGUCCUCGGGACAAAUAUAUUUUAAAUAUUCGGAACUAAUAUUCUUUAAUUAAAAACAAGGUCAUUUAAGAAAUUGUUUUAUAGCUUUGGAUUUGUAGCAGGCUUAGAGGUUUCCAUCUUCAUGGUAUGCUGCUGAGGGUGAGGAUGAGGGUACAGAGAAGACUUUUUUUUUUUUAUAGUACUUUUAAGUCUAGGGAAAUUUGGCUAGCUCUUUGAUCUUCAGGGAGCAUAACACUUUUUUAUGGAGAAGGUGGCGUUUGUUGAACUGUACCGGUAUGAAAGCAUUGAUUUGUUGAAUUGUAUAGGUGCAAAGGGAAUCACUGCAGAUUUGGAAAGGAAAUAUGCUUUAGGCAAGAGUCAUUAAGAUGCCUUUAUGCCUGAUGGCGUCUUUCCCAUUAGAAAUGAACUUCGGCUCUUCUAUUCUGCCUGGUAACACAAGGCCCAAAGCACGAGAUUGUUUUGUCAUUGAGUUUUUUAUCGUUGUUUAGUUUUGUUUUGCCCAGCCAGUCUGUCUGUGGAACCCUGACUCUGCUCUCUAAGGCGAGCAAAAUUAGAAAUCUGCUGAUAGCCUAGAAUAAUUUGGAAAUGAAUUAACAGUGGAAUUCAGGGGUUAACGCGGCAAUAAUUUAAUCAAAAUAGUGUCGUAGGAGAAGUCAGCUCCUUAUAUCAGGCUUGUCUACCAUUUCCUCAGGUAUGACUUGAUUUGCAAGAACCUCUUCUCUUUGGGGGCUGUCUUCCUUUUUUAAUAUUCACAUAUCUUCAAUUCUGCCACUUACAGGGUACAGCUCAGUGGUUUUGUAACAGUCACAAAGUUAUACGACCACUACCACAGUGAAUUUUAGAACAUUUCUAUCACCCGCUAACUGCUUUGGCAGGCACCUCUCCUUCCCCGCCCCACCCCACCUCCCAGUGCCUCCCAGCCCCCGACAACCACUAAUCUGUUUUCUGCCUCUAGAUUUGCCUAUUCUGGUCAUUUAAUAUGAGUGGCUUCAUAAAAUGUCUGGCCUUUAGUGACUGGCUUCCCGAGUAUAGUUUUGUUGUACGUGCAGUGAGCGCUUGUCCUCCCAAGAACUGGGAUUUCCGUGGAAGGAAGCGGUCGGUAAACUCAGUGGAUGUGACUAGGGAGGUCCAGAUGCUUAACCAUGUUUUUUUUAAGUCAGUUUUAGGCUAAAUAGUUUUUCCUCGUAAUCAAUCACUCAUGAUAUACUGCCAUUUACAAGAUUUUGGCUAGUCUCUAAAUGGAUAUUGAAAUCUUUGCCUGCCCAGUCAGGAAAGUCCUGGUAAAAAUCAUGCGAAGUUAUUUGGCAGACAAUUGACACAGUUUUCAGGUGCGUCUAACUUUGUUAGCAGGUGUGUAUACCUCAAGCCAGAUGAGCUUCCCAAAUUUCUUCUUCACUUUCCUCCAAUGAAUUUCUGUUUUCUUUUUCAAGUCCGUACCAUAGGACUAAAGAUGAUUUGGAUGCAUCGUAACAGUGCUAAACGGAUUAAAGCCAGAAUUUUAUUGAUAAUACUUUGAGACCGUCCAUGACUACCUAGGGUAGUCCAAAAAUGAAGCGAUGUAAGCUAGUCACGCCUGCAGGGGACUGCCAUCUUAGGGACAUUCAGAAACGCGCACUCAAUAUUGAAGGCUCUAUAGGAUAUAGCAAGACCCUCUUAAUAACCAGGGAACCGGCCAAGUGCUAUGGGCCAAUGUCCCAGCCACAGAAAAUGCAGAUCGGCGGACUGGAGACCAUGACGCUUUGUCACUCCCCAAUGACUGUUUCCUGAGCACUGUGGCUUCAUUUUGAGUGGCAUAUGAUAGCAUCUUCCCGGUUGUAUGUGGCCUGUUUCCAUGAUGUAUUGAGUAGUGUUGUUUGUUGUUGAACAUCAAUGCCUGUAACACCAAGCUAAACACCUCCUUUUUGGAUAUGUUUCCUCUCUUUAAAUGACCUUGCCCUGUCCAAUAAAUAAAUGAUUGUCUCACCCUG